AUUCAGUUCUCAAUCGUCCACCCUGGUCUCUUUUCCAUCUCCCUCACUUCAGAACUAUCUCCAUCUCUAUCUCGACGUUCUCCUGACUCCGCUACUCUCUCCAUGGUCUGAGUUUAAUUUUGGUUUUGGAGAAGGAAAGGGAAAGGGAAAGGGAAAGGGAAAGUGCUCUUAUAUUUUUGUUUAAGUUAGGAAUUUAAGUUUAUUUUAAAGUCUCGGAGCACAAAAGAAGAUAGAAUUAGUGGUACAAGUUCAUAUACAAAACAAUAUGACAAAGAAAAUCAUGAAACUUUGCAGUAAGUGCAACCGCCUCGAAAGGAAACGAAAGAAAGUGUCUCCUAAAUCAUGGUACUACAAGGAGAUUUUUUACAUGAUUGAGUUUUUAAGCAAAAAUUAUUUGAGGACGCAGAGUGAAGAGAGAGAGGAGAAGGAGAAGAAGGAGAAGGAGAAGGAGAAGGAGUCAAUAAUCUCUCAACCUAGUGCUGCAGAAAACAUGGAUGUUGAUGAACAUAAUAGUAAUAAUAGUAAUAGUGGUGGGUAUGUUUGUUUCCUGAGAAAGGUGCUCAGAGAAGAAUCAGGAGACAACCAUCACAUUCACAUUCACAUGCUCAUGGCAAUUGCAGUUCAUGCCAUUCUUAUAGAGUCUGGUUUCGUUGGAUAUGAUCCGAUUUCAGGAGAUCGAGUCGAUCAUAAGUUUCAUCAAGUAUUUGUUGUUGAUGAUGAUCAUUGUCGGCCCUCGGUGUCGUUUUGCUACACCUUAUCUGAGAUUUUUGAAAAUAACAACAAUAAUGGUCAUAAACCACAAACAGUAGUAGCAAAGUUGGAUUUUGAAAGUUUUGGGCAAUGUUUGACUGUCUCUGCAGGGUCAAGUAGUUGUGGAUCGGAAGAAGAAGAAGGAUCGGUAGUAUUUCAAGUAUCGUUAUACGAUCAUAAACUAGAAUCAAUACUUCGUUUUCCAUUGUUAGCACAACACCGCAACGGUUUAGAACAAUUCUUUUUAAGUGUGAGAGAUGAACUUGCCUUUCCUCUCAAGAUAAAGCUCCGGGAAGAGGCCGGGUUGCCUAGUCUGCCAUGCUUUAUGGGACUCCACUCAGAUCUGAAGAUGAAGAUUUUGGAGUUUCUUCCGGGUACUGAGGUGGCUAAGUUGGAGUGCACUUGCAAGGAAAUGAGGAUUUUGUCCACCAAAAAGCAAAGCAACAAAUUUUGGGAGACACGGAUUCCAUGUUGUACGUGUGGUCUUCGUCAUCACGGUAAAAGGUUUAUCUAUUGGAAAAAAGUGUAUGAAGAUUAUUACGAGGAAAUUAUUGGUGUCAAUAUGUACUUAGAGGAACGUGAUGAAAGGAUGAAGAGCAGGGAGAAGAUUAUCAAGGAGCCAAAGAACAAGGGAAAAUCUUUGCUUAAAGGUAAAAGGAUCAAGAUUACAUAGGAAAAUGAUUAGAUUAAUGUGCUAGCAGGUAUUUUUUUAAGUCAUGCUAAUUUAACUCUUUAUCUUUUCAAUUCUCUUGACAAAAUGUACGGUUUCUCUUUUAUUCUUUCCAUUUUUUAAAUAAUGGAUGAGAUCACAAGGGGCCCAACAAUGCUUUAAAAUGACAUUCCCUCUAAUAUAGAUUUAGAAAUUUGAUAUAAAAUAGAGAAAAUAGUUUUGGUGA
Messenger RNA from Humulus lupulus (European hop), 1646 nucleotides. Its product is annotated as putative F-box protein At1g23770. The record is from RefSeq and is a predicted model, not a curated record. NCBI's taxonomy places the organism in Eukaryota, Viridiplantae, Streptophyta, Magnoliopsida, Rosales, Cannabaceae. The coding region runs from base 266 to 1423 and encodes 385 amino acids. The transcript is spliced from 2 exons. Gene Ontology annotation, molecular function: protein binding.